This is a messenger RNA of Pygocentrus nattereri (red-bellied piranha), 5105 nucleotides long. Its product is annotated as aldehyde oxidase 3-like. Lineage: Eukaryota; Metazoa; Chordata; Actinopteri; Characiformes; Serrasalmidae. The record is from RefSeq and is a predicted model, not a curated record. Gene Ontology annotation, molecular function: molybdopterin cofactor binding; xanthine dehydrogenase activity; FAD binding.
CUGUGGUCACUGCCUCUGUGCGCUUCCUCGAGGCCCAGGCAGGGGAAGGCAGCUCCAGCUGGAAGUUUCGAGCAUGGCUGAGCAGCAGAGGAGCGACGUUCUGGCUUUUUAUGUGAAUGGGAAGAAGGUGACCGUGAGCGAUGCAGAUCCGGAGACCACCCUGCUCGGCUUCCUCAGACAGAGCCUGCGGCUGACGGGCAGUAAGUACGGCUGUGGAGGAGGAGGCUGUGGAGCCUGUACUGUAAUGCUGUCCAGAUACGACCCUCAGACCAAACACAUACAUCACUUCUCUGUUAAUGCCUGCCUGAUGCCCGUGUGCCAGCUGCACGGAGCCGCCGUCACCACCGUCGAAGGGAUCGGCAGCACCAAAACCAGGUUACACCCUGUGCAGGAGCGAAUAGCGAAGGCUCACGGCUCUCAGUGCGGCUUCUGUACUCCUGGGAUGGUGAUGUCCAUCUACACACUGCUGAGGAACAAACCACAGCCCACCAUGGAGGAGAUCAGAGAGACUCUGGGGGGUAACCUGUGCAGGUGUACCGGGUAUCGGCCCAUUAUCGACGGCUAUCGGACUUUCUGUGAGAGUGAAAACUGUUGCCGGGUGAACGGCAGUGCCGGCUGCGCGGCCAAUGGAAACGGACCUUUGGAACCUGCGGAGAAUGGUCAGACGGAGACGUCUGGGAAAGAGAAGCUUCUACCUCUGGACCCCACACAGGAGCUCAUCUUCCCCCCAGAGCUGAUAAGAAUGGCCGAGUUGGAGGAGCGAGCCACUCAGACGUUUCGGGGGGAGAGGAUGACCUGGAUCUCCCCCAUCUCUCUGGAUGAGCUGCUCCAGCUGAAGAGUCAACACCCACAAGCCCCCGUCGUCAUGGGCAACACUAAUCUAGGGCUGGACAUAAAGUUUAAAGGCGUCGUCCAUCCCAUAAUCAUAUCAGGCUUUCGUGUGCGGGAGCUGUUUGAGGUCACGGAGAAGCCGGAAGGUGUGUGUAUUGGAGCGGGCUCUAGUCUGUCCACCGUGCGGAGUGUGUUGGAGAAGUGUGUGUGUUCUCUCCCUGCUGAACACACACAGACACUCGCAGCGCUGCUGGAGCAGCUGAGCCACGUCGCAGGAGAGCAGAUCCGCAACGUUGCUACUCUGGGUGGUAACGUUGCGAGCGCGUAUCCAAACUCCGAUCUGAAUCCUGUUCUAGCUGCUGGUAGAUGCUCCGUAGUGCUGCAGUCCAGAGAGGGAAAACGGGAAGUUCCUCUGGAUAAGGAUUUCUUUGUGGGCUUUGGAAAGACGGUUCUGAAACCGGACGAGAUUGUGCUGUCCGUUUUCAUCCCAGUGUCCAGAAAGGGUGAGGUCGUUCGGGCGUUCCGUCACGCUCCCCGUAAGGAGAACGCUCUGGCCACGGUGAACGCCGGCCUGCGCGUGUGGUUUGAAGAGGGUUCGAAUGUGGUGAAGGAGAUGAGUGUUUAUUACGGGGGAGUGGGACCCUGCACGGUCAGCGCAGAGAGGACCGUCCAGCAGGUCAUCGGCAGGCCGUGGAACGAGGCGACGUUGAGUGACGCGUACAGGGCUCUCGUUGAUGAGGUCACUCUAGGGGCGUCUGCUCCGGGGGGUAAAGUGAUGUUCCGCAGGUCUCUGACCCUCAGCCUGCUCUUCAGGUUCUACCUGCAUGUCCUGCAGCACCUCAAAGACACGAAUGUGUGUGAGGGGGAGAUUCCCUCAGAGCAGCUCAGUGCUGUGGAGCGCCUGCCCAACAUCAUCCAGCCCAGCUACCACGAGUUCCAGGAUGUGCCGAGUGGUCAGUCGGAGCAGGACCCCGUGGGCCGGGCGGUUCAGCACCAGGCGGCGCUGUCGCACGCCACAGGAGAGGCCGUGUACUGCGAUGAUUUUCCACGUACGCAGGGAGAGCUGUUCCUCUCUGUGGUCACCAGCGCCAGAGCGCACGCCAGAAUCACCCACAUUGACGUGAGCCGAGCUCUGAGCAUGCCCGGCGUCGUGGACGUCUUCACCGCUGAUGACAUUCCAGGCAAGAAGUUCAGGUCCUUCACCGGGAUCGACGAGGAGAUACUGGCUCAAGGCGAGGUCACCUGCGUGGGUCAGAUGGUCUGUGCGGUCGUCGCCGAUACGAAGCCGCACGCCAAGCUAGCGUCCGCAGCGGUGAAGGUCCACUAUGAGGACCUGCCGGACAGAAUCUUCACUGUAGAGGAAGCUGUGGAGAAGCGUUCGUUCUUUCUGCCUCAGAGGGAGAUUCAGAGAGGAGACGUGACCAAAGCGUUUCAGGAGGCCGAUCAUAUUUAUGAAGGAGAGAUCCGGCUGGGGGGGCAGGAGCAUUUCUACAUGGAAACGCAAAGCAUGCUGGUCAUUCCGCUUGGGGAGGAGAAGGAGAUGAAAGUUUAUGCGUCCACUCAGCACCCAACCAUGGUCCAGGAGGCUGUAGCGGAGACGUUGGGUAUUCCGUCCAGUCGCGUGUCUUGCCAUGUUAAACGCAUUGGUGGGGCGUUUGGGGGCAAAUUGUCCAAAACGUCCAUUCUGGCCAGCAUCACUGCGUUGGCUGCUUGGAGGUCGGAGAGGCCUGUGCGGUGUGUGCUGGACAGAGGGGAGGACAUGCUCAUAACAGGAGCUCGCCACCCAGUUCUGGGGAAAUACAAGGUGGGCUUUAUGAGUGACGGCAGAAUCACUGCAGCUGACGUUCGUUACUACGCCAACGCAGGACACACACCUGACGAUUCUGUGCUGGUCAUUGAGAAAAUCCUGCUCCACAUGGACAACGCCUAUAACAUCCUGAACCUUCGCGGCCAAUCGGCUGCCUGCAAGACCAACCUGCCGUCCAACACCGCGUUCCGAGGUUUCGGUGUGCCCCACCCCAUGGUGCUCGGCCGGCCAGCUGAAGAGAUCAGGGAGAAGAACCUGUAUAAGGAAACUUCACUUACGCACUAUAAGAUGGAGUUUGAUCCGGAGGUUCUGCUGCGCUGCUGGGAAGAGUGUAAGGAGAGGAGUGAGCUGGACCGCAGACGUCUGGACGUCGCCAGGUUUAACCAGCAGAACCGCUGGAAGAAGAGAGGAAUCGCUUUGAUCCCCCUUAAAUACGGCGUCGGCUUCGCUGAGGGAUUCCUCAACCAGGCGGCUGCACUGGUGCAUAUCUACAAAGACGGAUCAGUGCUAGUGAGUCAUGGAGGGACUGAGAUGGGUCAAGGCAUCCACACCAAGGUCCAGCAGGUGGCCAGCAGAGAGCUGGACGUUCCUCUGUCUAUGAUCCACAUUUCUGAGACCAGCACGAGCUCCGUACCCAACACCUGUCCCUCCGCUGCAUCCAUCGGCACCGAUGUCAAUGGCAUGGCUGUCAAGGACGCCUGUCAAACUCUGUAUAAAAGCCUGGAGCCAAUCAGGAAGCAGGACCCCAACGGCACGUGGCAAAGCUGGGUUGCUAAAGCCUUCUUGGAGAGGAUCAGUCUGUCAGCUACUGGAUUCUACAGAGGUCACGACCUGUACAUGGACUGGGUGAAGCAGGAGGGAAGGCCGUACGCUUAUUUCACCUACUCUGCCUGCUGCAGUGAGGUGGAGCUGGACUGUCUGACCGGAGAAUACAGGACUGUAAGAACAGACCUCGUCGCCGAUAUCGGCCGGAGCAUCAACCCAGCCAUCGACAUCGGACAGAUUGAAGGUGCGUUCAUGCAGGGUCUGGGGCUCUACACUAUGGAGGAGCUGAAGUUCUCCCCGUCUGGUGUUUUGUACACCCGCGGUCCGGGUCAGUAUAAGAUCCCUGCGGUCUGCGACGUCCCACUACAGUUUAACGUGUACCUGCUGUCUGGAUCCCACAACCCGCACGCCAUCUACUCCUCAAAGGGUGUUGGUGAGCCCACUGUCUUUCUGGGCUGCUCUGUGUUCUUCGCACUAAAGGAGGCGGUGGCAGCGGCUCGGAGCGACGCGGGACUGAGCGGCCCGUUCACUUUACACAGCCCAGCUACACCAGAACGGGCCUGCAUCGCAUGCGGCACACGCUUUACACAGAUGAUUCCAGAAACAGAAACGGCUCAGCCGUGGGCUCUGGAGCUGCCAUGAUCCGCCCACUCUGUUAUACAACCACUUUAAAGUAGCAUAUUUCAGCCUUCGUAGUUCUGAAUGAAUGACAUCAGCAUCAAAAUGACGUUUAAAUCACCCAAAUCAUGAAAAACUGAUUUACUGUGUUAAGUUUCAAAAUGUACUGUAGUCCAUAAAGUCCAUAUAUGGAAACUCCGCUGCAAAAACGGCCAACACAUUCACAUAUAUCCCAUUCAGCCUGCAGUUUGAGUGUAGCCCCGCCCACUCACUUAAACCGAAGUUAUAAGCAGUAUUUCAGCUCAGAAUGCUUCUUGAAUGACGCAAGACCAAUCAAAAGAGAGCUCAUAAAUCUUAAAGGGGCAGUAUCAAAAACAGCCUGCUUAUUUGUAGAGGUUGAAAACGGUCAUGUAGAAAUUAAUUACAGAUGUUUUACUACAGAAACACACACAAAACAUCAUAAAUCAAGAGGAUAUGGGCCCUUCAACGUGUUACAUGAUUACAGAUGAAGAAUUUAUUCUUUAAAAUGAUUGUAAAUCCUUCCAACAUACAAUGUAUACAUGUUAAAAUUAACUCUAAAUUCCCAUCAGUUACAUUAAUUAAACCCUUAAUAGUAAUUAACACACAAUGCAUUUAGACUUUAUGUUUAGCCUAAAACUAACGUACUAACGUUUCAACCCAAAAUGAACUCAAAAUAACUAAUAAAAAUACUAAAAAUCCUGAGAAGCUCAGCCUUCUCUACUAAACCAGCACACUUGAUUCGUUGAUUUCAGUAUUAUUCUUGAAUAUGUUUAAAAUUUUCAACACAAUUAAUGUUCUACUUUGGCCUUCACAGUGUAAUAUUUCUUUAACUGAAAUGACUAAAUAUUAAUUUAGCCACAAUCUGUCCAUCAUUCAAGAUCUGACACGUGACUUGGUGGCUGGUUACUAGUCAGAUAUGUUGCACAAUAAAACUCACUCUUUAAGCACUUCAUUCAGACGUGUUAGUUUUAUUAAGUACAUUGUUAUGAAGGUAACUGAACAUCUACCUCAGUGCCACAGUAAUAGAUGUGUUGUGUUAUCAUAUUAAAAUAUUGCAGUAUGA